Podospora bellae-mahoneyi is the source of this 555-nucleotide messenger RNA. RefSeq lists its product as uncharacterized. The record is from RefSeq and is a predicted model, not a curated record. NCBI's taxonomy places the organism in Eukaryota, Fungi, Ascomycota, Sordariomycetes, Sordariales, Podosporaceae.
AUGAUUGUCGGCUUUGCGUCAUUUAUUGCAAUCGUGAUUGUCCUUGCCACUUUCGACCAACAACAGCUUCCAAACUGGCCCCUUAAAAUCUCACUCAAUACGUUCCUCGCAUUCCUGACUAUUGUCGCGAAAGCAGCCUUUAUGUUCCCGGUCUCGGUAGCUAUCAGCCAAAUCUCAUGGAGCUGGUCUCACACAGUCGACCAAUUUACGACUUUCACCUCAUUGACCAAGCAAGGACCCCUGGGGUCCGCUCAACUUGUCUUUCGAAUGCGCCACAAGCAUUUCAUCACUCUAGGCGCUCUUCUCAGUAUAGUCAGCGUCAUUACCUCCCUCAUUCCACAACUUGCCAUUAGCUAUCCCUUACGAACGGUUGUAGGUACAGAAGAGGCUUUGGUCUCAGCGUUACAAAGUCUGAACCACCUGACGGAUGACCCGGGCCACGCAACAAGCAAUGCAGUGGUGGAAGCUUCAAAGAGAUGCCAAUACCGUACGGAGGACUUUGCCCGACAGGAAAUUGCACCUUUGGUCUUUACUCUUCUCUUGUUGUCUGUAUGA